This is a messenger RNA of Dreissena polymorpha, 3337 nucleotides long. RefSeq names its product glycoprotein 3-alpha-L-fucosyltransferase A-like. The coding region runs from base 625 to 1953 and encodes 442 amino acids. The transcript has 3 exons. Gene Ontology annotation, cellular component: membrane. Lineage: Eukaryota; Metazoa; Mollusca; Bivalvia; Myida; Dreissenidae. Gene Ontology annotation, molecular function: alpha-(1->3)-fucosyltransferase activity. The record is from RefSeq and is a predicted model, not a curated record.
GAAUAACUAAGCAUGUCUCAAGAUAAAUGACGUCAUAUAAUAAUGAACAUUCAAGAUGGCGGAAAUGAUGAAUACCCGCGUAAUACUUGAGAGAUAAAACAGUGAUUAAUGACAAAGGACCAAGUCUGAAUGGCCAAGGCUGUUUUUCAGAACCUUGAAGGUACUCAACAAUGGGAACGACGAUCGGACACUCAAGAUAAAUCAAGAUAGAAGAUACGCAUGAUGGAUGUUUUACUUAUUCAGACUUUUCGUACGCAAUUUCAUAAACCGAAUUAACAUCUACAACGAAUAUACAUUCCAUUGGUCAUGUAGAACGAGGAUACUCCUAUUUGUUAGGAAAUUUCAACUUUUUAAAUAUAGUUCCUAAGCAGCAUGAUGUAAGCCAAAUGUAUUAUGUAUACGACAUAAAAGCCGGUUUUCAAAACAACACAUGUUCGAGAGGUUUUAACAGCAAAAUGAUCAUUUUGGGGUAUACAUUGUCAGUUUGAUGGAAAUGAUAGGUGGAGGAAUCUUAUGGUUUUUACAAGAAGACGGAUUACAUUCCCAUCGUUUCUGUUUAAGGUAUAUAAAGGGAACGCCAUAAUCGUAAACAUUAUACACGUUUAAAACGUGUCGUGAUAUAAAAUGGCGAUUAAGUGUAAAAGAAUACACAAACAGCUGCUACUACUGAUUGGGAUAUUUAUAGUUCUGAAUUGUAUGCUCAAUGUCAUUCCACAAUAUCAAAUACUGCAGAAAAAUAAAAUCCUUUUUGAUGUGCCACAUUUGGAUUCAACGUUAUUCAACAACCAUUCCACAACAAUUGUAACGCGGAAGCGUGAACCAGUCCAAAUAUGGAAACUCCAUCCAUCCGAUGAUAGAAUAUUAGCGCAGGUAAAAUUUCGGCCAAACGUGGAUUUUACCAGUUUGCCUCCUAAACGAAUCCUACUCGCCCAGGGUUUGUCUGGCUGGGGUGUUCAGAAUGGGAACAAGGCCUUCGUUGAACAUCAGUGCCCCGUACAAAACUGUCAUCUGCUGGAACACCCUCCUUCUAGCGAAAUUAUUGAUGCUCGGAUAUUUAAAGAAAUAGAAUUAAACGAAAACAUGUAUCGGGAAGCUUUAUCGGUCGUUCCGCGACACCCGGAUCAAGCCUGGAUUAUGUUUGGACUGGAGAGUCCGGAGGCUAGUCCGAUGUACGCAAAUCUUAAUGACGUCAUCAACUGGACUGCCACCUAUCGGUACGACUCAACAAUAGUAACGCCAUACGAUAAAUUUAAGGCAUACGACAAUUUUACGAAUAUAUCAGACUACAAACCAAAUAAAAACUUUGCCGCAUCCAAAACAAAGAUGGCUGCUAUUUUUAUGUCCAAUUGUUACGCAUCUAACAAUAGACUGGAUAUUGUAAAAGAACUCCAACAAUUCAUAAGUGUAGAUUUUUACGGAGCCUGCGGGACUUUAACGUGUGAACGAGGAAAUGAAAAGACAUGCUUUCAGAAGCUCAAAGACGAGUACAAAUUCUAUUUGUCUUUUGAAAAUGCGAACUGUCGGGACUAUAUCACCGAUAAACUGUUUCUGAACGCACUGAGAAACGACGUAGUUCCGGUCGUGAUGGGCGCACAUCCUGACGACUACAGCAGGAUGGCGCCACCGGGCUCCUACAUCCACGUGGAGGACUUCCGGUCAGUACAGGAACUCGCCAAUUAUCUGAAAUUCCUUAACCAAAACGACGACGAGUACAUCAAGUACUUCCGUUGGAAGCAGACCGGUUCGUUUAUUGACACGAAAUUUUGGUGCCGGAUUUGUUCGUUGCUAUGGGACCAUGAAAAGCCCCGGAUGUCGGUGCCUUAUUUGAACAAGUGGUGGCGUGGGAAAGGCGUAUGUAUCGGCAGAGGACGCUGGGACAAAGAAAUGGAAAAUAUUGAUUCUUUAAAAAGUGAUCUUCUAUUUAACACAGGAAUUGAAUAUGUAAACAAAUAAGAAAUGCAAAAGCGUCCAAAACCGCUUCCCUUCCAAUCUACGUGGUGAGCCCGACCUAAAUUUAGAUUGCACGAAACCAGAAUGUUUUGACAAGGCAAUUGCAAUGUUUGCAUAUGAAUUCGAAAAAACAACAACAACAUAAUUUUAGAACAGGUGAGCACAGUAAUCCACGCGGCGUUAUCGACGUAACAUUUGAUUUCAUUCAUAUUUCGCGUUAGCGCAGACCUCGUCCCACCAGUCAAGUUGUUUAUUUGUAGUAUCUCAUUUGUUUGCUUUAGGUCUUACAUGAGAGCGCUUUAUUCAGUGACAGCGUUUUUAAAUGAUCCCACAAAAUCAUUCAAACCAUUGCCAAUAUUCAUGCUAUUGGGACUCAUAAACACGUAAAAUAAUUCUUCGAACGUCUGUUCAAAGACAACUUUUGCAGACUCUUGCCAGUUGAUUGUUUGAAACGGUAUGAUGUAAAUAUCUGUUCUUGCUAGUUGAUCUUCGUCUGCGAGGUAUAUAAUGUCCAAUGCAUUUUCAGUUUUUUCACAGACUAUAGGGCCAUGGUUUGAAAUGUUCAAAUUGUCAACUGAGAAGUCGACGGCUGAUUGCAUUGAAGUAUAAAAUUGCAAAAAAUGUUUCAACAUUUCCAUGAUAAUUUGUUAAUGGAUAUGGUAUUCAUACUAAAGAAAUAUUGGCAAAGGAUAUAUACAUUGCAGACUGUUUCUUAAUUGAUUAGCUCCCCAAGGCACAUUUUUUCUCGUGCAAUAACUUGUUUGCAAUCGUCUUGGUCAUACCUUCAGUGUGAAAUUAUUUGCUGAUUUUAGUAAAAGAGCGUGUUAUUAUAUCAAGAGUGGUCAUAUUACACAUCUGAUCGCCAAUGUCGGAGCCGCACAGGAUUUUAACAUACGAAUUGACACUGUAACCAAAGCGUUUUCUCCAUAUAGUUUGUACAUAUGACGUAAGUAAAUGUGCCGUUCAUUACUCAAGUGGAAAAUUGUAUGCCUUACCAUACUGUAGUAGCCUUUUGUAACAAUUGUGGCGCAUACAUAUUCGAUGCUUGAAUUGGGUUCCAUAGAACAUACCUACAAAAUGAUUUUCAAAUAUAAUGUACAAAAUAUUGUUUUGAUUUACCCAUUAUUUGCUAUGUCUGCACAUUGAUGGUCUUAAUCGUCUAGAAGAAUUGUGUGGGCUCUGACAUAUAUACAUAUUUGUGUUUGUGAAGAGUGUUUUUGUCAACAAUUUACAUUUUCACUUUGUUUGUGCUAGAAACUGCAAUGUUCAAAGAACGAAUGUCCUGUUUAAAAAAAUAUAUCAACUUACUGUAAAUAUUUUGCAUCGAUUACAGUGUUAAAGAUAACAUUAAUAAGCUUACACAAAUAUAUGGGUUGUUCAACAUGUU